CCCCAGCUGCUCUAUUACCGUAAUGCACCAUGUUUGCGCGAAGCUCAUCAGUAAGAGAGCGCUGUCUUUGGCUCACUUGACCGCAGCUCAGAGGCGGUGUUUACACCGAAAACCCGUCACACAGUCAGGGAGAUCCGCGACCCGCAGGCAAACAUGGUGAACUUCACUGUGGAUCAGAUCCGUGCCAUCAUGGACAAGAAGUCCAACAUCAGGAACAUGUCUGUGAUUGCCCACGUGGAUCACGGGAAGUCCACGCUGACUGACUCUCUGGUGUCCAAGGCGGGGAUCAUUGCCUCAUCCCGUGCCGGGGAAACCCGUUUCACAGACACCCGCAAGGACGAGCAGGAGCGCUGCAUCACCAUCAAGUCAACGGCUAUCUCCAUGUACUAUGAGCUUGGAGACAACGACUUGGCGUUCAUCAAGCAGAGUAAAGAUGGAAACGGCUUCCUCAUUAACCUGAUAGAUUCUCCGGGUCACGUUGAUUUCUCCUCUGAGGUCACCGCUGCCCUCAGAGUAACUGAUGGAGCCCUGGUGGUGGUCGAUUGUGUUUCAGGUGUGUGCGUGCAGACUGAGACUGUGCUGCGACAAGCCAUUGCAGAACGAAUCAAACCGGUUCUGAUGAUGAACAAGAUGGACCGGGCCUUGCUGGAGCUGCAGCUGGAAACAGAUGAGCUGUACCAAACAUUUCAGCGCAUCGUGGAGAACGUCAACGUUAUAAUCUCCACCUACGGGGAAGAUGAGGGCGGACCCAUGGGGAAUAUCAUGAUCGACCCUGUGAUUGGUACUGUUGGGUUCGGUUCUGGGCUCCAUGGCUGGGCUUUCACAUUGAAGCAGUUUGCUGAGAUGUACGUGGCCAAGUUCACAGCUAAAGGAGUCUCUCAGCUGUCACCAGUGGAGAGGUGUAAGAAAGUGGAGGACAUGAUGAAGAAACUGUGGGGAGACAGAUACUUUGAUCCGAGUGCCGGUAAAUUCAGUAAGACGGCCACGGGUCCUGAUGGUCAGAAGUUCCCUCGAACAUUUUGCCAGCUUGUUUUGGAUCCCAUUUUUAAGGUGUUUGAUGCCAUCAUGAAUUUCAAAAAGGAAGAAACAGCCAAACUAAUCGACAAGCUGGAUGUGAAGCUGGACACCGAGGACAAGGAGAAGGAGGGCAAGGCCCUGCUCAAGGCUGUGAUGCGCCGCUGGCUGCCUGCUGGAGAAGCCUUGCUCCAGAUGAUCACCAUCCAUCUCCCCUCACCCGUCACCGCGCAGAAAUACCGCUGUGAGCUGCUGUACGAAGGACCAGGAGACGAUGAAGCUGCUAUGGGUAUUAAGAACUGUGAUCCCAAGGCUCCUUUGAUGAUGUACAUUUCCAAGAUGGUCCCUACAAGUGACAAGGGACGCUUCUACGCCUUUGGUCGUGUGUUUUCUGGCUGUGUGUCCACAGGACUGAAGGUGCGCAUCAUGGGGCCAAACUUCACCCCUGGCAAGAAGGAAGACCUCUACAUCAAACCCAUCCAGAGGACUAUUCUGAUGAUGGGUCGGUAUGUGGAGCCCAUUGAAGAUGUCCCAUGUGGCAACAUCGUGGGUCUGGUUGGAGUUGACCAGUUCCUGGUUAAGACUGGAACCAUUACCACCUAUGAACAGGCCCACAACAUGAGGGUGAUGAAGUUCAGCGUGAGUCCUGUGGUCAGAGUUGCUGUGGAGGCUAAGAAUCCAGCUGAUUUGCCCAAGCUGGUAGAGGGCCUGAAACGUCUGGCCAAGUCCGACCCCAUGGUGCAGUGCAUCAUCGAGGAGUCCGGGGAGCACAUUAUCGCUGGAGCCGGGGAGCUGCACCUGGAGAUCUGCCUUAAGGACCUGGAGGAGGACCACGCCUGCAUUCCACUGAAGAAAUCCGACCCAGUGGUGUCCUACAGAGAGACGGUGACCGAAGAAUCAGACCAGAUGUGUCUGUCCAAGUCCCCUAACAAGCACAAUCGUCUCUUCAUGAAGUCCCGUCCAUUCCCAGAUGGCCUUGCUGAAGACAUCGAGAAGGGGGAUGUCACCGCUCGGCAGGAGCUUAAGGCUCGUGCGCGUUACCUGGCCGACAAAUACGAGUGGGAGGUGACAGAAGCCAGGAAGAUCUGGUGUUUCGGUCCAGAUGGAACCGGACCCAACCUCCUGAUAGACGUAACGAAGGGAGUUCAGUACCUCAAUGAGAUCAAGGACAGCGUUGUGGCUGGUUUCCAGUGGGCAACCAAAGAGGGCGCACUGUGUGAAGAAAACAUGCGUGCAGUCCGGUUCGACAUCCAUGACGUUACAUUGCAUACAGACGCCAUUCAUCGUGGUGGAGGACAGAUCAUUCCCACCGCUCGUAGGGUUCUGUACGCCUGCCAGCUCACCGCUCAGCCUCGACUCAUGGAGCCCGUUUAUCUGGUGGAGAUACAGUGCCCUGAGCAGGUGGUUGGUGGUAUCUACGGCGUGCUAAACAGGAAACGUGGACACGUGUUCGAGGAAUCUCAAGUUAUGGGAACUCCCAUGUUUGUGGUGAAAGCCUACCUGCCAGUCAACGAAUCCUUUGGGUUCACCGCUGACCUGCGCAGUAAUACCGGGGGCCAGGCUUUCCCUCAGUGUGUCUUUGAUCACUGGCAGAUCCUGCAGGGAGACCCCAGCGACCCUACCAGCAAACCCUUCCAAGUCGUCGGUGAAAUUAGGAAACGCAAGGGUCUAAAAGAGGGCAUACCUGCCCUUGAUAACUACUUGGACAAAUUGUAAAAAUAAAUCAGUUUAAAAAUAACACUAAUCCUGAAUCAUAAAAAUACCAAAUAAGCACCAAACUUCACCCCAUGGGCACUUUAAACCCUUUGCACAGGCUUACAGACACAUUGCACACGUUGAAUUGACUUCCAGAGCAGAAAAACAAUGCUUUAUUUUUACUUUUUUCAUUUCACUGCUACCAGACACCAAGUGCCUGGGGGUGAGAGGUUUGGGAGGCAAUUGGAUCAAAGCAAUUAUUCCUUUACUUUCUUUUAUUCCUUCACAUCGUCAAAUCCCUUCCUUUCCUUCCACUCAUCUGCCAGGAUGGGCCUGUUUAAAUGCACUGUGAUUCUGCUGCAAUAAUGCUUACUCAAAUGGAUCAUGGCCAGAAAAAAAUACACAGAAAUCACAAUAAAGUGUAACAGACGUUAAACUUACUGGAUUGGACUUCUGUUCAGUGGAUAUAAUAAAUAAAAUUAAAUAAAAAUAACAUAAGAAUUCUGUUACUGUCUGGAAAAAUGCUUAUUUCUUUGCUGGCUGUGAGUUACUGUUCCUGUGUAUUACUAUAUGUGAAAUUAACAAAAUAUAAUGUAGAAGUACUUUAGCCUAAUCAAAACUAUUUACAAACCUAUCACAGUAAAUAAUACACGUCAUGUAUCAGCAGGAUUUUUCCUGAUUUUCUUCAUCUCCUGGUGAGAUUUUAUUAUUAUUAUUAUUAUUAUUGAUGCCUGGUGUGUUUUUAAUUUCCUAACAAACAGACAGGACCAUUUGUUGACUUGGUAAUGUGCAAAAACCGAUCUAGUUAGUGAGAAAGCAGCCAAAGUCCCCAGCAAUCUUAUCUUGAGUAACACAGUAGCUGAUACGAUCAAACAUGUUAUGGAUUCUCUCUUGGUUUUCUUUCAUUUAAAGGAGACAUAAUAUGCAAAACUCACCUUUUGCAUCAGUUUGUGCUGCCCCGUGGGCCUCUACUGCCUCUACAAACACUCCAAACGUGAAAAAAAAUCCAUCCAUCCAUUUUCUGUCAGUGGUGGUUUUAGGAAUUAUGUGCCUAAAACUAGCCAUUUGAAAAAGUCUGUUUGUGAUGUCACAAAAUGGGAAAAUAGAUUAGAACCACAUCUCACAUGCAACAGAGAGCUGCUGCUUGAAGAGCAGAUUAAUUUGAGUCCCUUCUAGAUAUUGGAGCUUCUCUGCUUAUAGCAGCCUGAGUGAGGGGUGGGUGUGUGUGGCCAACUGCAGCUUGUUUUCUUAAUGUGUCAGAGCCCUGAAACAACUCAUUCUGGAAGGUACUGAAACCAUCAAAUAAAUUGCUGAAAUUCCAUCCA
Nothobranchius furzeri (turquoise killifish) is the source of this 4034-nucleotide messenger RNA. Its product is annotated as elongation factor 2b. Gene Ontology annotation, molecular function: GTP binding; translation elongation factor activity; GTPase activity. Gene Ontology annotation, biological process: translational elongation. Gene Ontology annotation, cellular component: cytosol; ribonucleoprotein complex. The record is from RefSeq and is a predicted model, not a curated record. Lineage: Eukaryota; Metazoa; Chordata; Actinopteri; Cyprinodontiformes; Nothobranchiidae.